This is a messenger RNA of Lindgomyces ingoldianus, 1560 nucleotides long. RefSeq names its product WLM-domain-containing protein. Bases 166 to 1500 code for a protein of 444 amino acids. The transcript has 2 exons. NCBI's taxonomy places the organism in Eukaryota, Fungi, Ascomycota, Dothideomycetes, Pleosporales, Lindgomycetaceae. The record is from RefSeq and is a predicted model, not a curated record.
CACGUCCCCCCUUCCUUCCACUCUUCCUCGUUCCGUUUUCAACCUUCAGCCUAUGUUCUUUUGACUGUGCCUUGGCUUUUCGGCAACGACUUAUUUCGCCAUCCCGACUCCGACUUCCCACACGCCCCAUCUCAUCUUGUGGUCGGUUCCGGCAGCCGACCCAAAAUGCCCCUCGGUUUCGAGCGUCUCAACGAGCGCACUCAACGACCUAAUGCGCUCAUCAACUUCAUCAAGCCGCUCCCUGGCCUGACCUCCCCAACGGCCGAAGCCAUCCUCAACCGCGUCGCCGCAAUCUGCUACCCCUUCAUGAAAAAGCACAUGAUCCUAGUCCAAGCCCUCGAAGAAUUCCCCUUCAACAACGAAUUCGUCGGCCGCAACUUUAACGCUGGAGAAGUCAUACAACUAGUGCUGAGAAAUCGAAAGGGUGAAUGGCUGCCCGAUAGGUGCGUUAUGAUGGUCAUGGUGCAUGAGCUGGCGCAUUGCAAGCAUAUGAAUCACUCGAAGGCUUUUUGGAAGGUGAAGGAUAUGUAUGCAGCGGAUUUGAGAGAGCUAUGGAUGAAGGGGUAUACGGGGGAGGGGUUGUGGGGAAGGGGGCGGGACUUGGCGUCUGGGAGUUUGCUGAGGGGAAGUGUGGGCGUAGCGGAUAUGCCGGAGCAUCUUUGUGGUGGGACGUACCAGAGCAGGAGGAAGAAGAGGAGGCGAGUUGGCAAAGAGAAAGAGACAUUGACCUAUGCCGAGAAGAAGCAAAGGCGUAUAUUGAAGAAGUUCGGUACAGGCGGACAAGCCCUCGGAGCGGAUGACGAUACGAAGAUUAAGCUGGAGGGCGGCGUGACGAAGAAGGGAAAACCAAGGGUCGCUGGGAGUCAGCGCGGUAGAGAACUCAGAGUUGCAGCUGCGCUCGAGCGAUUCGGCGCCGCGAAGAAACAAGAACCCGAGGUCAAGAAAGAAGAAGUAGGCUCCGAGAGCGAGACGGAAGGCGAGUACGAAGGGAUGGGCGAGAAUGAAGCUGCCGUCGAUGUCGAUGGGAAGAGGAUGGUCGACGAGAAGGGGCACGCGUUGGUGAAGGUUUGCGAAGAUGAGGACGAAAACGAUGAUCAUGCCAUGAAGGAAAUGGAGGAAAUACAGGGAUUCCAGAAGCAGAUCGAUGCACUGAGGGUGUCCAACUCACAACCAGAAUUUCGAAGGAGACCUCUACGGGAGACGACUAAAACGACAUUCGCACCCAAGGGGACGGCUGCGAAGCCUCUAGCAACAAACACUAGGGACCUCACCCCCCCAUCUAAACGCUCUUCUUCGACUCAAGUGGACUGCCCAAUCUGCUCUCUUGUCAACGAGGCUGGAUCACUUACUUGUGCAGUGUGCUCCAACGUUCUGAACCCACAUCUGGUGCCCAAUAACUGGAAGUGUAAGAGCACAACGUGCGAAGGUAACGAGUACACCAACUCAGGUGAUGCUGGUGUCUGUGGUGUGUGUGGUUCUUCAAGGUCCGCAGUUUCCUGAGGCUUUGCAGAAAAUGGCGUGCAGAGGUGUUGCUUGACUGAUGACUUGACGGAUAUUGAU